AGUUUGCUUUUUCAUGCAGUAGCUCUGGUGCUGGUCUACACUACUGAACAGAGCAAGUGCAGCUGCAAAGUAACUGCUAUAUAUAUAUAGAUAGAUAUUAGAUAGAUAGAUAGAUAGAUAGAUAGAUAGAUAGAUAGAUAGAUGUACAUAUACAAGUAUAUAUCCCUCUGAAGAGGAUUACCUGUUAGAAUUCAUCAUGGAUUAUUCCGUGACUGCUGCAUUGAUGGUUAUGCUCAUCUCUUGUAUCUUUAUCUACAUGAUUUGGGACACAAUGUACCGGAAACACAACCUCCCGCCAGGUCCUACACCUUUGCCUUUGGUUGGAACCUUGCUGUACAUAAAAAGAGGGGAAUUGGUGAAUUCCCUUAUGCAGCUCUGGGAGAAAUACGGACCAGUGUAUACCCUUUAUUUUGGCCCACAACGAGUGGUUGUCCUAUGUGGAUAUGAGGCUCUAAAGGAAGCGCUUAUUGAUCGAAGUGAAGAAUUUGGUGCCCGAGGUCAACUACCUGCCCUGGAGAAAUAUACUCAAGGUUAUGGAAUUAGCUUAAGCAAUGGAGUACGGUGGAAACUUAUACGUAACUUUACUGUAAAGACACUCAAAAGCUUUGGAUUUGGAAAGAAAAGCAUUGAGGAGAAGGUUCAAACGGAAGCAAUGUGUGUAGUGGAAGAGUUUAAGAAAUUUCAAGUUGUUUCCUUGGAUCCAGACAAGAUGUUUAUGGAUGCCUUCUCCAAUGUUCUUUGUUCCAUCAUGUUUGGAGACCGUUUUGAGUAUAAGGAUGAGCAGUUCACUAAGCUUCUCGGCAUUGCAGAGGAUUGUUUCCACGUUCUCAGCUCUCCCUGGGGACAACUCCACAACAUUCUUCCUGCAGUUAUGAACCACAUCCCAGGACCUCAUCACAAGAUAAUCGACCACUCAGAAGAACUGACUGAAUUUAUAUUUGAAAGAGUGAAGGCCAGUCAACAGACCCUGGAUCCCAGCUCUCCCAGACAUUUCAUUGACAGCUUCCUCAUUAAAAUAGAACAGGAGAAGAAUGAUCCCAAUUCAGAAUUCAAUAUGAAGAACCUUCUGGUAACAAUGCAUAACCUGUUUUUAGCAGGAAUAGAAACGGUGGCCACUACCCUGCGUUAUGCAGUACUUAUCUUACUGAGGUACCCUGAGAUACAAGCUAAACUUCAUGAAGAGAUUGAUCGAGUUAUUGGAAGAGAUCGAGUUCCAAAUAUGGAUGACCGGUUCCACAUGCAUUUUACACAGGCUGUGAUUCACGAGGUUCAAAGGUUUGGUGAUGUUCUUCCUCUAAACUUGCCACAUAUGGUUACAAAAGACACCCAGUUUAAAGGAUAUCUUCUCCCCAAGGGCACAGAAAUCUACCCUCUGCUCUGCACCGUUCACCGUGACCCCAAAUGUUUCUCUACUCCAUACAAAUUCAACCCCAACCACUUCUUGAAUGAGGAUGGCAAGUUUCAAAAGAACGAUGCCUUAAUGGCUUUCUCGGCAGGAAAACGGGUCUGCCCUGGGGAAAGCCUGGCUCGAAUGGAAAUUUUUAUUUUCCUCACCACCAUCUUGCAGCACUAUAAAUUGACUUCGAAGACUGAAUUCACUGAGUCCGAUAUUGCUCCAAAAAUGGCUGGGUUUUUAAAUGCCCCUAUCCACUAUGAGCUAUCAUUUGUACCUCGCUAGAGAUGAUGUACACUGAACAAUCAAGUAGACUAUUGCGAAUGGUCACAGCUAUUUCAAGUCAAUAAUGGAAACCUCUAUUUUUAUUAAGUUUAUGCUACCGUAUAUUGUAGGAGUUGAAUAAGAAAACUGUAAGAGUAUACUUUAAGUCACCAUUGCAAAUCUCUGACUAUAUUUAAGAUUAAUAAACAUUAUAGUAAACUUAAAA
Pseudophryne corroboree (corroboree frog) is the source of this 1883-nucleotide messenger RNA. RefSeq names its product cytochrome P450 2G1-like. The transcript is spliced from 9 exons. Gene Ontology annotation, cellular component: cytoplasm; intracellular membrane-bounded organelle. Gene Ontology annotation, molecular function: oxidoreductase activity, acting on paired donors, with incorporation or reduction of molecular oxygen, reduced flavin or flavoprotein as one donor, and incorporation of one atom of oxygen; heme binding; iron ion binding. NCBI's taxonomy places the organism in Eukaryota, Metazoa, Chordata, Amphibia, Anura, Myobatrachidae. The coding region runs from base 197 to 1678 and encodes 493 amino acids. Gene Ontology annotation, biological process: xenobiotic metabolic process; epoxygenase P450 pathway. The record is from RefSeq and is a predicted model, not a curated record.